Molecule: messenger RNA, 1123 nt
Organism: Sorex araneus (European shrew)
Lineage: Eukaryota; Metazoa; Chordata; Mammalia; Eulipotyphla; Soricidae
Gene: IZUMO1R
Product: IZUMO1 receptor, JUNO
Exons: 4
Coding region: 17-796 (259 amino acids)
Biological process (GO): sperm-egg recognition; cell adhesion; fusion of sperm to egg plasma membrane involved in single fertilization
Cellular component (GO): external side of plasma membrane
Molecular function (GO): signaling receptor activity
Source: RefSeq, a predicted model, not a curated record
GCAAGAGCCGGCGUCCAUGCGUGCUUCCGGGACAGCGGGGCCCCUGGCCUGGUGUGGGCUCCUAUUGGUGGCAGCCAUGUGGGCCAGGGCUGGGGCUCAGGGUGUCUGUGUGCGGGGCCCACACCACAAGGCCACGCCGGGCCCCGAGAAAGAGCUGUUCCAGGAGUGUGCCCCCUGGGAGCCCAGGGCCUGCUGCUCGGCUGGCACCUCCUUCAGCGCCCACCUGGAUGGCUCCCAGCUCUACAAUUUCAGCUUCUCCCACUGCGGGCUGCUCCCGCCCGCCUGCCAGCAGCACUUUGCCCGAGCGGCCUGCUUCUACGAGUGCUCGCCCAACCUGGGGCCCUGGGUGCGGAAGGUGCCGCCCCUGUCCACCCUCCCGCAGAUCCCAGGCGGCGGUCAGCGUGUGCUGGCCGUCCCCUUGUGCCGGGAGGACUGUGAGAAGUGGUGGCAGGAUUGCAGGACGGCCCUCACCUGCAGGCCCCACUGGCACAGCGGUGGCUGGCACUGGAGCAGGGGUCGGAGCCGCUGCCCGGUGGGAGCACCCUGCCGGCCCUUCCCCGCCAUCUUCCCCACGCCUGCCCUCCUGUGUGCAGGGGUGUGGGAUGGCGCCUUCAGGGCCAGCCCGGAGCCCCGGGCCAGCGGCCGCUGCCUUCGCAAGUGGUUCCAGCCGGGACUGGCCAACCCCAACGACGAUGUGGCACGCCGCCUGGCUGAUCCCGCUGUACCCCGCACUGCCCCGCCAAUGCCCCUGGCCGCACUGCUGCCCCUCAUGCUGGCCCUGCUGCUGCGGCCCUGACCCCGCCGGACCCCAUGGCCACCGCUGGACCUGUGCCCUGAGCUUACCCCAGCUCCCUCCACCACCCCAAGCCACCUCUAGGAGGCACAGUAUGACCUGCCCAAAGAUGGCCAGAGCGGCUUACAGGGCCCCUCGGACAGGGCUGGGGAGGGGGCCGGCAGCCCACACCCACCAGAACCUCCUGGAACCUGCAGCCCUAUGCCCCUUGCUCCUGGCUCACUGGGCUGGUCCCUCCCGGUCCCCCACCUCACACCCUCACCUCAGGCUCCAGAGGCCAGAAGUGUCCUGCCCAGAAGCCACACCCGCAUCCCUGCGGACCUCAAGGAC